AUGCCUUCGAAACGACCAGCAUCUCAUUCCCCUGCAGGCGAGCGACGGCCAAAGAGACAACAGACCUCAUCGCCUCCCGAAGAAGGCGAGGUCAAUGAUGAUAGGCCGAAACUCCCUCCUACCUUACCUCCCAAGCCUGCCCACGCAGGACUUCCCCCGAAACCUUCAACGGAUAGCAGAACUAAAAUCCCGUUUCCUUUCAAGAAGAAGAAUGCGCAGCCGGCUCCAAUGCAAAACAAUGUCUUUGAGCAGUUUGAAACGAGGAGAGAAGACGAUCGCAGAGCCACGAGAGAGAUUGAACAACGGAAACCAACGAUGCGAGGCGGAGACCACUGGGAAUCGAGUCGGUACCGUGGGAGACGUUCACCAUCUCCUAGGCGGCGCUCAAGGUCACCCUAUCACAAUCACAACCGGGGUCGGUCAAGAUACGACGACCGCUCGUAUCGAGCACGAGACAAUCACUACCGCCCCUCAGACCAGUACCGACCAAUCUCCCCCCAUUCACAUCAGUACAGACCAAUCUCUCCCCAUUCACAUUCCUCCCCCAGACAUCCACCACCGCAACCAGCUCACUCUCCUCCACCGCCACCGCCCCCAGACAUUCGACUUAACAAUCCUUUACCACCCAAACCACCACCGCCUAUCUCCCCUCCUCGCAAGCAACCACCUGAAAUCCGAAAAGAGGUUGCUCGCACAACUCGCAGGACUCCGCCCCCACGUCGGUCCCAGCAGGCAGAGGAAAUAGCCUAUGGACGCACAUUUAAAGGCUGUGGUAACCAAUAUGACUAUGAGAUCACAACUAAACUUGGGGAAGGAACUUUUGGUGAGGUACACAAGGCCCACCACCCGGCUUCCAAUAGUCUGGUUGCGUUGAAGCGAAUUCUGAUGCACAACGAGAAAGAGGGAAUGCCCGUAACUGCUUUGCGGGAAAUCAAGAUUCUGAAGGCGCUCAAUCAUUCGUGCAUUGUCAACAUCCUCGACAUGUUUGUUGUUCGCAGCACAUCCAAGGACCCUCUCUCUGUCUAUAUGGUUUUCCCGUAUAUGGACCACGAUCUCGCGGGACUACUGGAAAACGAACGGGUCAAACUUCAACCGAGCCAAAUAAAGUUAUAUAUGAAGCAGCUAUUAGAGGGCACUGAGUACAUGCAUCGAAACCACAUUUUGCAUCGAGACAUGAAAGCCGCCAAUUUGUUGAUCAACAACCAAGGCACCCUGCUAAUCGCUGAUUUUGGGCUCGCGCGAGCGUUUGAUUCUGGAGACAACCCAAACCGUGGUCAUAAAGAACGAAAAUACACUAAUUGUGUCGUCACACGCUGGUACCGCCCACCAGAACUAUUGCUUGGGGCAAGGCAUUACGGUGGUGAAGUGGACAUGUGGGGAAUCGGAUGUGUUCUGGGCGAAAUGUUCAUGCGCCGUCCAAUUCUACCUGGCACCUCCGAUGUUGACCAGUUGGAGAAGAUUUUCAUGCUUUGCGGGUCUCCUAACCAACACACUUGGCCUAAUUUCGAUGUCCUGCCUGGUUGUGAAGGUAUCAAAGGCUAUGGGCAACACCACCGCAAGAUCAAGACCACCUUUGAGCACAUCGGCUCAGAAACGGUUGAUCUGUUAGAGCAAUUGCUUAUCUGCAACCCUCGACAACGCAUAACUGCCUCUGCGGCACUUGACCAUGACUACUUCUGGACAGAUCCGCUUCCUGCAGACCCCAAAACUCUUCCCCGUUACGAUGCUUCACAUGAGUUUGACAAGCGUGCACAUCGACAACCACCACAAGCACCACAACCUCCAUAUAUUCCUCCCACAUAUACUGGGGAUAGAAAUAGUCGACCUGGGACUUGGAGUCGUCCUCAACAGGCUCGUCAACAUGAGCCAAGUCGGCCGAGGAGAGACGACCGCCAAAGAUUGAAUUUGGCUCUUCCUGCUCGCCCUCAGGGUAUCUUCGAGUUGGCCGCUGACGAGGAUGUCAUCUUCCACCAUGCUCUCCCAACCUCCAUGGCAGAAUCAGCUUGGUUCAGAGAUGUGAACGGAACGUGGCAACUACGUUCUCCUCAGGAGGCUAUUGAGGAAGUGCAGCGCCGUAGCUAUGGAACGAAGAGGGCAAUCAUCCAAACCUCAAAGAAGUGGCGCGAAAUUGGAUCGCAAUUCUUAUUCCGAUGUUUAUUCUUUGACUCGCCAGAGCAACUUGUCGAGUGUCAUGUUGCGCUAGAGUCGUACAUUGCCACGACUUCCACACAAUCGCUGGGCUGGUGGACGCGUCGGAUUCAUAUUACCCGCCGUGUUUUCUCGCAACAAAACACAAACACAGAACCACUACGGGACGUUCUCGCUGGCAUUAUUCAACACUGCCCCAAUCUCGAGAUGUUUCUGCUCGAUAGUGCAGUAGGUAGCACAACUCUAGGACCUAUCGUCGACGCGCUAGCCACGUUUUCCACCAAAUCUUUGCGCACAUUUGGGGUUACUGUUCUUUCUCCCGCCCUUCCACGACUUAUCUGGGCUCUGGAUUCUCUUCGCCACUUGUUUGCUGUUCAAGUCCAGGUUGAUUUGCGGGGGGUUGACACGCUCUAUGACGAGACUCCUCUUGGUGCUGCCCACGAUAUCCAGCUUCGACUUCCCAACUUACGACAGCUCUCCGUGCGUGGCCACAUUCAACAACUUGUCGAGCAGGCAACCGGCUGGCAAAUGCCAUCGCUUCGCUUCUUCUCCAUCCACACGACCGAAUCCUUGGACCUCCCUGACGUCCAAGGCUUUCUUGCCAACCAUGGGAGUGCUCUGCAUUUCCUAGACGUGUACUUGACUGCCCGCCAGUCUCUACCCCAGAUUCUUGCAGCAUGUCCGUCGCUCAAUACCCUUGUUUUCAACGGCGAUUGGCGGAUUGUGGGCGUGGAGGAUGAUAGUGCAUCUAAUCCGCUACCUCUGGCGCACACAAGUCUCGUUAAUGUUGGCAUGCACCAACUUUUCCGCGCUUUUGGCUUCGACCCCGCUAUAGACAAAAUGGCUCAGGAGGGAGCGACAAAUUUGCCAGUUGACAUAGAUCUCACCCUGUCGUACAAUGAUCGAACUCUGGAUGCUUUAGUGAAGAGACCAGAUUUCCCUUCGCUUGCCCGGAUCCGCGCUGUUGACCCACAGCUGCUGCGUGAACUGAACGUUGCUAAUGGACCCAAAGAGCAAGGAGGCGGAAUGGAGAGGUGGGAGCAAUGGUGGGAUAAGACGGCUGUUGCUGGUGUUCGAUUGGAGGACUGCACCGGAAACUUGUUAGGUGAACUUCCGCAAGAUGAUGCGGAGGUUGUCGAGGAGGAGGACAGCUUUGAAUCAUGGGAUGACGACGACGAUUAUUACUCGCAGCCCGGCAGUCGGCGGGUUUCCAAUCUAGAUGAGCUCAAGGAGUUGUUGGAAGAGUGCCGAGCCAUGGACUUGGAGCGAGACGACGAUUACCUCCACCAGAGUCCGGAGAUGCACUUGUUGAAAACGCGUGAUUUUCUAGUUGGACAUCUACAGUAG
Mycena indigotica is the source of this 3495-nucleotide messenger RNA. Its product is annotated as NTF2 domain-containing protein. Gene Ontology annotation, cellular component: nucleus. Gene Ontology annotation, molecular function: cyclin-dependent protein serine/threonine kinase activity; ATP binding. The record is from RefSeq and is a predicted model, not a curated record. Bases 1 to 3495 code for a protein of 1164 amino acids. The transcript has 7 exons. NCBI's taxonomy places the organism in Eukaryota, Fungi, Basidiomycota, Agaricomycetes, Agaricales, Mycenaceae. Gene Ontology annotation, biological process: protein phosphorylation.